This is a messenger RNA of Pochonia chlamydosporia 170, 1068 nucleotides long. RefSeq lists its product as hypothetical. The record is from RefSeq and is a predicted model, not a curated record. Bases 1 to 1068 code for a protein of 355 amino acids. Lineage: Eukaryota; Fungi; Ascomycota; Sordariomycetes; Hypocreales; Clavicipitaceae. The transcript has 5 exons.
AUGACGGGUUUGGUUGCGAAUGUCCUUGCGGCUAUCAUCGUCCCGGUGCCUUUUGCCACAUUGGCACUGGCUUUGAGACUCAAGGCAAGACGAAUGACGAGGAUGGGGAUGGGCUACGAUGACGUCUUUGCAAUUAUCGCUUGGGUAUUUGCCAUUGGGUACACAGUUGAUCUUAUUGUGUGGAUAUCGUCUUUCAAGCUGGGUCAACGGCUAGCACCCUACACUGACAAACAAGUCGAAUACUACAUGGAAAAAUCCUACCUGGUUCUCUGGGUUAGCGAACUUUUGUACGCCUGGUCAAUCUUUUUCGCGAAAUUAGCCGUCCUCUACUUUUAUCGCCGGGUGUUCCGAUACUCUUCCAUCCGUAUUCCCAUCAUUAUUCUGAUGGUGUCGUGUGGGAUCUGGGUCGUGAUACGCACCUUUUUCACAAUCUUUCACUGCAUCCCCGUGCGGGCAUACUGGGACCAGUCCAUCAAGAAUGCCAAGUGCCUUGUUAAUGUCGGUGCCUUUUAUCUCGGCACAGACAUUACGCAUUGUGUGAUGGAUUUUCUGAUUUUAGCACUCCCGAUCUACGAGGUGAUUAGGAUGAAGCUGCCCUUUGGCCAAAAGAUCGCCGUCGUCGGUCUCUUCGCAACCGGCUCCCUUGUUGGAAUCGCCUCGGUUUUCCAAAUUAUUCACAGCCAGCAAUACAACCCAGCAGAUCAGGAGCUUCCAUAUGAGCUAGCCCUUUCGAUGGCUUGGGGGAAUGUUGAACUCCAUUUAGCUGUUUUUAUUGGCUCUCUUGCUCUGUUACGACCAAUUUUUCGCAAGUAUGUUCCCGGUCUGUCUACUGGAGCCAGUGAUCCUCCCAGUCAUCCAAACUCCAGAGGCGCUCGCUGGCCAGUUUGGGCGCGAGAGACAAGUAUAGGGAGAACCGACGAGGCCGCUGGGGAGGGUGCUGUCAACACAUCACAGACCAAAUGGAAAAGGUUUAGCUUGAGACAUGGGUUUGCUCGUCAUGAAGAACAUGGUAUCGGCGGUUCACAAGUAACACAGAGCGUCGAUUCAAGACGAAGCGAUGAUCAAUAG